AUGCUGACCGACACGCCAUCCGCAGCUGUGCCCCGAAGCAAGCAUCAUGUGCGGUUCCAUGUCGGGAGCAUCGUCCUGGCCUUUAUUGCCCAACUGACUUGUGACAUUCUCUCUAUUUUUGCGUUGGAUGAAACCGUGCCCAAUGCUCUGUUUCAGACUUCCAUCAACAACGUGUCAGAGUCCUUCCCUAUAGAAGUGACUAUGGACAUCUGGUCGAAUGAGCUGUGGUUCAUCGUUGUGAUGUGGUGUGAAUGGUGGCUUAUAGCGGCUUGUUACAGUCUUUGCAAGAGAGGCAACCGUGAUCACUGCAACCCAGAAAUACUUCCACCGCUCUUUUACCUAACUUGGAUCGUGGUGUGCUGCGCCGGGGUUGGCAGCUUGAUUCUCUGGGACAGGCGCUUUGUCCUCGGAGCCGUGAUUCUGUCGUGGAUUCAAACGCUACUCAGCUUUGGGAUGCUCAUCUUGUCCUUCCGCAACCUGUACCGGCUCAAAACCUGGCUGUUCCACAACGACCCUAAAAGGGUUGGAUGGAUUCGCUACUGGGUACAAAACGGGCUGGGUCUUUACUUCGGGUGGAGCUUCUUGAACUCCCUGAUACACCUGGGUAUUGCACUGAAGUAUAUCGCAGGUGUGGAGGACCCUCUUGUCAGCACCAUUAUUCUCACCAUUCUCCUUGUGUGCAGUCUGGUUUGGUGCUUCUUGCAGAGCUUUUUGCUCAGAGAGUACAUACGUUACAACUUCACUACUUACAUUAUCCUUAUUUUGGGUCUGGCGGCAAUAUGCUCGAGAGGCUACUGGCACUACGGCUUCUCCAGAAACAUGAUCUACUGUGGGUGCCUCUUUCUCUUGUUGAUUGCAAUGAGCGUCGCCCAGAUGAUCACCCUUUGCAUGUGCCCAGACAAAGCUAGUGGGCCCGUUGCGAUGGAGUCACGAAGGACGUUUGGAGUUUCUGGGACGGUGGUUGAUACGGAACAGCACCAACAAAAUAAAAUGUAAAAUAUUUGUAUUAAUGAUACGGGGAUCCCUGUUCAUUAGGGGUUUUUUAAACAUUCUAUUUCAUUUUAGAGAUAGCAUUAUCAGUCAGUUAACUCAUUUAUGCACUACAUGUUAAUCACCAAAAGAUGGCAGCAUAAUUUCAUAUUACACUCGCAUGUUGAAAUGCUUAUGAUUUACCACCGAGGGUCACUAUAAUAACUUCAUAAGAGCUUACAAGUCAACAAUGCUUUAUCAUUUUAUUUCUUGAAAUAGCAGACAUUAUUGUGUGUAUAUACUGUAUCUGUAUGUAUAUUCGAAUACUAUUUUUUUGCUUUAUAUCUUUUUGAUUAAAAGAGAAUAUACUUCUGUCCUAUCACAUUUAAUUUUGUUCAAUGAUAUGUACCUUUGUUAAAAAUACUAAGACUGCAUUAAAAUGAAUUUCCC
Messenger RNA from Corythoichthys intestinalis (scribbled pipefish), 1419 nucleotides. RefSeq lists its product as uncharacterized. Lineage: Eukaryota; Metazoa; Chordata; Actinopteri; Syngnathiformes; Syngnathidae. The transcript is spliced from 7 exons. Bases 1 to 996 code for a protein of 331 amino acids. The record is from RefSeq and is a predicted model, not a curated record.